GAGAUGAGAUAGACGAGACGAAUUUGCUACAGUACUACCCUCCCCUGCCCUGCCCUGUCCUGUCAUCCAUGGCGGCUGUUCAAGCUGAGGAAGUUCCCUCGAUAUAGAAAAAACGCCUAAGUAUCAGUGAAUCAGGCGAGCAUGAAACUGGAUUCUAACUAGGAAACCCCAGCAUUUUUCUAGUGGCGUCGGGCCUCAGGACCUAAUAUUUGCCUUUCCGGUGGUUCUGUCAGAGACCGUCUAGGCUAUAGAAGGCGGCUAGAUUAGAUUCAUAGACGUCCGUACAGCGGGUGCGGCCAUGUCGCAGGUAGCGAAGACGAUCCUGGUGCCGGUGGACCAGUCGGAGAACAGCGAGCGCGCCGUGCAUUACGUGCUGACGCGAGUGUGCCGCGCGGGCGUGGACGCGCUCCAUCUGCUGCACGUGCAGGACUCCACGCAUCUCAGCGUCUCCAUCGCCGGCGGAGACAUGGCGGUGCCGCCCGCCGUGGUGGACGAGAUGUCGCGGCGUGCGUCCAGCGAGGCGUCGAGUCUCGUGCGCAAGUUCCUCGCCGAAGCCGACGCCGCGAAGGUGACGGCGCAGGGGUACUACGCGCUGGGCGACGCGCGCGAGGUGAUUGUAGCGAGGGCGGCGGCGAUCAGGGCGGACCUGAUCGUGAUGGGCACACGCGGCAUGGGCGCGCUGUCACGCGCCAUGCUGGGCAGUGUGAGCGACUACGUGGUCAACCACGCUGCAUGCCCCGUGCUCAUAGUGCGCCCGCCGCCUCCGCCCUCCUCCGACCGGCCGCAGCAGCAGCAGCAGGCGAUGCAGCAGGCGCCGCUGGACCAAUCGUCUCAGCGCGUGCUGCUGCUCGCAGUGGACAACUCCGAUGGCAGCAGACUUGCUCUCAGGUACGCACUGGAGGAGUUCUGCCGGGCGGACGACAUUGUCAUUCUGCUCGCCGUGCUGCCCACACCCCCAUGGGCCGCCUACGGCGAAUACUACAACCAAGAGAUGAUCGAGCGGCUGGAGCGCGCAGAGCUGCAGGAGGCGGACGCCAUGCUGGAGGGGUUUGCAGAGCAAGUGCGCGCCAUGCACAUAGUGUGCAAGAAGGAGGUGAUACGGGGGGACGUGCGUGAGACCAUCUGCUAUUCGGCGGAGCAGUUUGGAGCGGACGUGCUGCUCAUGGGGUGCAGAGGGCUGUCAGGGCUGAAGAAGAUGCUUCUUGGAAGCGUCAGCGACUACUGUGCGCACCAUGCGAAUGUACCCAUGCUUAUAGUCAAGCCACAGGAGCACGCCUCAGUGGACCUCCUCUCCCCUCGGGUCGUGGCAGUUGGUCAUUCAGCAGAGGAAUCAUGAGUUCUCUCGAACAAGAUAUUAUUGCAACAGAGUUAUCCAACGUGCGUUGGGAAAUGAAUGAAAGAAAUGUUGUCUGAAAUGCUAGAAGAUGGCAUUUUUAUGGAAAAUUGGACACCAGAUUCGUGGAGUAUGCCUCAGCUUCGCUU
Messenger RNA from Closterium sp. NIES-67, 1482 nucleotides. Lineage: Eukaryota; Viridiplantae; Streptophyta; Zygnematophyceae; Desmidiales; Closteriaceae. The record is from the annotation of a GenBank genome assembly.